This is a messenger RNA of Theobroma umbraticum, 1920 nucleotides long. Its product is annotated as UPF0481 protein At3g47200-like. The record is from RefSeq and is a predicted model, not a curated record. NCBI's taxonomy places the organism in Eukaryota, Viridiplantae, Streptophyta, Magnoliopsida, Malvales, Malvaceae.
GGAUGGGACUGAAGAAACAAGGUGGGCAUCUUCCUCUAUCACAUUAGAGAGAACUGUGCUUAUUACUCUCUGCUGUAUAAACUGCAACGCCAAGACUUACCGGAGCCAGUUGUAUUCAAUAACGCAACUAAGUUGGUUCAUUUCGCACUCUGAACCUUGAGCUGUUUUGCCGGAUUUGAUGACCUCCUCCCAUCAGAGGGGUAAAUCUAUAGUUCAGGCUUAAAAAGUGCCCCAAAACGAAAGAUUGAACAGUGUUGGACGUAACAAGGCUUAAAUCUGAAGUUGUGGUUUGAUUAAUUCUGUUGCUAUUGCUCACUGUCACUGGUGAGAAUUGUCGUUUGUUUAAGUGAGAGGGAAGUUGCAUACAUGGAGAACACCGACCAAGAAAGUGCUCCACUGAUUGCAAACAACGACCGACCCAGAGAUUUGGCAAUUACUGUCACUGAACACGGCUUAUUAGAGCCUGUGCCUGAGUGCUGUAUUUACAAGGCCCCUAUACGGUUUCGUGAAGCAAACGAAAAAGUCUACACUCCUCAAUUGAUUUCAAUAGGGCCUGUUUUUCAUGGUAACAAAAAUUUGGCUCUAAUGGAGAGGCAAAAGCAGAGAUAUUACGAAAAUUUUUUGAGGGGGACUUCCGUUGAGACGUUGAAGAAAACUGCGAGCUACAUCGAAAAUAAUUUAGAACCUAUAUGCAGAUGUUAUGAGGCCCAAUUUGUCUUUGAGUUGGAGGCUUCCAAAUUCAUAAAGAUAAUAUCAUAUGAUGCAGUUUUUAUCAUUGAGCUCUUCUUGAGGACAAUUGGAGAAACAGACGAUGACAACUUUUUCCGUGGAGAAUUGUUAAGGGUUGAACUUCCAACGGAUUUGAUGUUACUUGAAAAUCAACUCCCAUUUUUUGUCCUUGAAGAUAUAUAUAACAGAGCUUUUCCCGAGCCUGCUGCUAUCUUUUCUUUCCUUGAUCUGGCUUGUUGGUACUUUGAUGUCAAUAAAGAUCUAUCUCUGGACGAAAGGGAGAUUAAACACUUCACGGAUUUAAUUAGAUACCAAGUAAUGAGUUCUUACCCACCAAACUCACUUGAGGGAAUCCGCAACCUGUACAGUGCAACGAUGUUGCAAGAGGCCGGUGUUAAGUUUAUCGGUGUUAAGAAUGAUGAAGUUCGUAUUGAAAGUGUCGGGUUUGUAGGUCGUAAGCCUGAAGUUCGUAACAAUAUAAAUAACUUGCUUAAUGUAAAAUUUGAGAAGGGAGUGCUAGAACUCCAAAUAAUUACUAUAGAGUAUGAAACAGAGAUUCGUUUUAGAAACUUGAUGGCCUUCGAACAAUGUCACUAUCCAAAGGAAGCUUAUUUUUGUAGUUAUAUUCUAUUACUAGACUCACUUGUUGACACAAGUGAAGAUGUAGAUUUAUUGGUAAAAAAAGGAAUUAUUGUCAAUAGAUUGGGUAGUAGUGCAGCCGUGGCCGAUAUGAUUAACAACCUUGCUGUGGGAGUUGUACAUUCAGUUAUGCUUUAUGGCCAAAUCGGAAGGGAUCUAAACAGGUAUUAUCAUAGUUCUUGGAAUCGUCGAUGGACUACCUUGAAGCAUGUCUAUUUCAACAAUCUCUGGAGAGGAACUGCAACUAUUGCUGCUUUCAUUGUAGUGAUGCUCACCCUCACACAAACUGUAUUGGCAAUUCUGGAUCGAUCAAUGCCCACAAAAUAAAUACUCCUACUUGAUUGCAAUCUUUCAUUCAAUGAAAAUUUUUUUAAUGUAUGCUAAUUUGUGUUUGUUUUGCACUUUCCAGUCUAUUUGGUAUUUGCUUGACCGUUUGAGUAGAAAGAUGAUUUCGAACUUUGUUUCUCCUAUCAUGUGUUGCUUCUAUCAAUGAACGAAUUGUAUGCUAAUUAGAUUUUAUCAUAUUUUUAUGGGGUUGGAUUGUUUCUUGUA